This is a messenger RNA of Enterobius vermicularis (human pinworm), 381 nucleotides long. Lineage: Eukaryota; Metazoa; Nematoda; Chromadorea; Rhabditida; Oxyuridae. The record is from the annotation of a GenBank genome assembly.
AUGAUGUGGCAAAGGAUACGAAGUGGUGUCAGGUGGAGACCCAAGGAACGAUUUGCUCUGGCUGUUAGAGCAAUGAAUAUGAAGGAUGUAAAGACAAUUUUUUUAUCGUUUGAUCCAUUUCGUCCCGGCAGUGGAUCGUUAAGAUAUUUUUGGCACUCUAUUUGUACUCCAAGAGUUAAAAUGACGAAAAACUAUAAAGUGUUAACGGAAAUUCGGAACGAUAGAAAACCACCAUAUUUCAUUACAGACUUGGAAGACGGACGUCGAAUAAUAUUUAAAACUGAAGGGAUGCCAGCAGCCGAUUUGAUUAUACAGUUCAAUAAACUCCUGGGUAAUCCGGAAAGAGGUAAAUGCGGUCCACGACCAAGAAUUACCGUUUAG